This is a messenger RNA of Lizanozyma spartinae, 1821 nucleotides long. It is a transcript of the gene XKS1, whose product is annotated as xylulokinase. Gene Ontology annotation, cellular component: cytosol. NCBI's taxonomy places the organism in Eukaryota, Fungi, Ascomycota, Pichiomycetes, Serinales, Debaryomycetaceae. The transcript has a single exon. Gene Ontology annotation, biological process: xylulose metabolic process. Bases 1 to 1821 code for a protein of 606 amino acids. Gene Ontology annotation, molecular function: D-xylulokinase activity. The record is from RefSeq and is a predicted model, not a curated record.
AUGUUUUUGGGGUGGGAUUUGCUGACUCAACAGUUGAAGAUAUUGGUUUGUCUGGAUACUUUGAUUCCUCUUCAAGUGUAUUCUGUAGAGUUUGAUACGUUGCCCAUUGGAAAGAAAUAUGGUGUACGUAAAGGAGUACUAGAUUUAGGAGAGGGUUGUAUUGUAUCUCCAAUUGAAAUUUGGCUUGAUGCAAUCGAUCUGGUGUUGCAACAAAUGAAGAAUGAUGGGUUUGAAUUCCUGAAAGUUAAGGGUAUCUGUGGCUCUGCGCAACAACAUGGAAGUGUUUAUUGGAAAUGGUCAAAUGAGCAGUUACAAGAUGCCUUGAAAUCAACAAAUGAAAAUGAACCUUUACUGCAAAAGUUACUGGGGGCUUUUAGUUAUAAUUAUUCUCCUAAUUGGCAAGACCACUCGACAGGAAAGGAAGCCCAAAUCUUUAAAGAAGCAAUUGAUUUACCUAAGGUCACGGGAUCCACUAGUCAUUUGCGUUUUACUGGAUUACAAAUUAGAAAGAUUUCAAGAACUAUGCCCGAAGUUUAUAAUGAUACCUCUAGAAUUUCAUUGGUGUCAAGUUUUAUCACUACUUUGCUUGUGGGGGAUUAUUCUGACUUGGAGUUGGCUGAUGCUGGUGGUAUGAAUUUAUUUGAUAUGAAUACGAAUGAUUGGAAUGACGAGUUACUCUUGCUUGCAGCUUCCCAUUCCAAAAUUUAUGAUGGCGUUGAAUCGGCAUCAGAACGUGAUGAAGCAUUACAAGAGAUCAAAAGAAAGUUGGGUAAGAUUGAUGCCUUGUCGUCAUCUUCAUUGUAUAAGAAUGCUGGAAGAAUAGCUCCAUAUUUUGUUUCUAAAUAUGGAUUCACUACAGAUUGCAAAAUUUAUCCCAUGACAGGUGACAAUCUUGCAACUAUUCUUGCAUUGCCCCUUCAAGCAAAUGAUGCUCUUGUAUCUUUAGGAACAUCAACAACUGUUCUUAUUGUCACUGACAAUUAUAAUCCAUCUCCUAAUUAUCAUUUAUUCAAGCAUCCCACAUUGCACAACCAUUAUAUGGGGAUGAUUUGUUAUUGCAAUGGUUCAUUAGCAAGAGAGCAAAUUAGAGAUCAGUUACUGGAAUCUUCAACUUGGAAUGAGUUCAACCAAAUACUAGACUCUCAAUCGAAAUUUGAUGGGAAAUUGGGUAUUUACUUCCCAUUAGGUGAAAUUGUUCCAACUACCCCAGCUAAGAUAUAUCGCCGAUGUGAGUUUGAUCCCACAACGGGAGCUGUGAAUAUGAAAUCUCUGUGGGACAUUAAGAACGAUGUUUGUGGUAUUGUUGACUCUCAAGCUUUAAGUUGUCGUGUUCGUUUGGCAUUUAUGCUGGCUCAUAGUAAGAGUUCCAAAAGUGCGACACCUGAAAUCGAUAACAACCCUUCAGAAAAUGCAAGUGAUUCCAUUCCAUAUAAAGAUCUUGUUCACUAUUUCCCUGAUUUAUCUAUUGAUGGCACCAAGAUUACGAAGGAAAUGGUUUCAUCACACCCUAAUAGAUGUUUCUAUGUUGGAGGUGCCUCUAACAAUUCCAGUAUCAUUCGGAAAUUUGGUACUAUCUUAGGUCCCCUGGCAGGUAACUUUAAAGUGGAAAUUAGUAAUGCCUGUGCCUUGGGUGGAGCUUAUAAAGCUGCUUGGUCUUAUGCUUGCGAGGAAGAAAACCAACUUAUUGACUACAAUGAAUAUUUAGAAAAGUAUUACAAGAAAGAUCAGUACAUUGAAAGUUUCGAUGUGGAUUCUCUGUUUGAAUCUUACAGUUUGGGUAUUGGAUUGUUGAGUGUUUUAGAAAACUCAAUAACAAAAUAA